Aspergillus sclerotioniger CBS 115572 is the source of this 678-nucleotide messenger RNA. Its product is annotated as putative NADH-ubiquinone oxidoreductase 21 kDa subunit. The record is from RefSeq and is a predicted model, not a curated record. The coding region runs from base 73 to 648 and encodes 191 amino acids. The transcript has 5 exons. Lineage: Eukaryota; Fungi; Ascomycota; Eurotiomycetes; Eurotiales; Aspergillaceae.
UCUCCAUUGAAGCGGAAGCCAAUCCAAAAAGGUCGAUUAUUAUUCACCCUCCGCUAUCCCAGCCUUGCAACAAUGGCGACUGAUAACAAGACGAUCGUCGUUCCCCCAAAGCGGGCCAAUACUGACUAUCCGCUGAUUGACUCCGACCCGCAUUUGAGACGGGUUUUCGGGUAUGCACGACCUUCUGAUUAUGCAGUGGGCGGUGGAAUGGCUGCUGCGUCUCCUCUUGCAUUCUGGGUUAUGGAAAGAGUGAGCCCGUCCCAUGUUGGCAGGGGAGGCUUUGCCCCUGUGAUGCGAUUGGCAACAGCUAUUGGUCUUAUUGGUGGUCUACACGUGGUUUAUCAGAGAUCCUGCAAUCGCUUCUAUGGGUUCACAGAGAACUCGAGAGAAGUCGAUAUGGAUAUGAAAGAGAUGGUAGAAAAAGUCAAAAAAGGGGAGCCUAUAUAUGGCACAUCCAAGGUCUCCGCAUACCUGCAAGGCGUUGCUGCUCGGAACUCCAGGUACUCUGAGCUAUUUAUCCAUGUUCUCCCAUGGUUCAACCUUGUCAACCACGACCAGUACAAGCAUGGUGUCGACACGGCCAAAUAUUAUCAGCAGGCUGAGCGGGAGCUGGAAGCCGAGCGGUUGAAACAAGCUGGAUCUUCUUGAACUUUGUGGCACGAAGGGCGGUAAAAGCAC